AUGGAUCCUCGGGAAUCGGGGCGCAUCCAACAAACCUCUUCCUCGUUCGAGUGGUCCUUUCUCGUUCCUCUGUGGGAGCCAAAGUCAGGCCAGUCGCACGGACAGGACAAUGGCAUUGGCACUCACCCUCCUGCUUGCUUCACCCUUUAUGAUCCUCCACGCUCUGCGUCCUGGGUGCGAGGGAUGCUGGAGUGA
Molecule: messenger RNA, 195 nt
Organism: Uncinocarpus reesii 1704
Lineage: Eukaryota; Fungi; Ascomycota; Eurotiomycetes; Onygenales; Onygenaceae
Exons: 2
Coding region: 1-195 (64 amino acids)
Source: RefSeq, a predicted model, not a curated record